Messenger RNA from Exophiala spinifera, 186 nucleotides. RefSeq lists its product as uncharacterized. The record is from RefSeq and is a predicted model, not a curated record. The transcript has 2 exons. The coding region runs from base 1 to 186 and encodes 61 amino acids. Lineage: Eukaryota; Fungi; Ascomycota; Eurotiomycetes; Chaetothyriales; Herpotrichiellaceae.
AUGGGCAACAUCGAGAACGUCGCCGUGCUCGCGGUAAUUGCAAGAGGUACCAUCGGGAGACCCACCUUCGAAGCACUGCGUGAGGCGCUUUUUGUAGUCAUGGAAGAGAACCUUUUCGGGAUGCGACACGUCCGCUGGGAGCGAGAGAAGCGCCCGUCGACCGUCUUCCGAGAUAUCUCUGGCUGA